CAAUCAUAAUGGUAACAAUCAGACUACCCUUUUCAGAUUAACUUCAAUGAGAAAGGCAAAUUCGAGUAUUUCUGCGUUUUUUUAGCUUGAAUUAAGGCCAAAAGAAUGUUGUUUAAAGGCCACUGCCAUAUUCCUCGCCAUUAUUGUCAUAUUUUAAUCGACAUCGACCAUUGGAAAUGAAAAAGCAAUGGUUUGAUAUUUUAUGAUAAGAUCUUUGAAUUUCGAAUUCGUGUGGUGAAAAUGGUGAUGGCAACCUUUGACGCUCAGUUCAGCGGCUGGGGCGCAAUGUAGGCGCAGCGCCUUCGCGGGAGUUAUGUAUGACUUCUUCAGAAAAAGUGUUAAGAAAACUCAUUGAAAAUUUGUAUGGAAAACAUGCGGUCGAGACAUCAGACACCAGUGUUUCGCCAAAGGUCGGUUGCAAUCCAGCACAGACAGAUCAUGGUCAUAGAAAUGAAGAGAAACCCGCCUUAAGAAAUACACCCUGAAGACUUGCUACAGUUGACAUGGCAGCGCCACAGUGUCACCGUGGGAAACAUCAUCUCGCCACCAAGACCAGAUAAUCAUCCAUUUUACAUAUUCCUCGGGGUUCACUUGCUAUAUAAACAUAUUUACAGUUAGCUAUCAGAAUGAAUUGUUUCUUAAAAAUAGAAGUAGUAUUUACAUGUUCUAUUUACGCAGAAACCAGGUAUUGUUUACAAUGAAAAAUGGGACUUUUUAUCAGUCGAUUUCUGAUAAGACUUCUUCAACCAGUCAAAAUAUGGGAUCACAAACUCUAAACAAAUCUGGACCAGUUAAAUAAUUACAUAUAGCGACCUAUAGAUAAGCAUCUACUAACACAGCUGCAUGUAAAGGAGACUCUGUGUAGCUUUCUCCUUGAGAGAUGUGACACGUAAAGUAGUCUAAAGGCUGAAUAACAAAACACUAGAGCCAAACAAGUCCUGUUAUCUAACGGCAUUCAAGCGCUAAAGUAAUUAUUACGCGUUGUUGUUAUCAGAAUCAGGAUUUCUUCCGCGGUGCACGGUUUUUGUUUCGUGGAUUUCAUUUCACAGAUACUAGUCCAUGUAGAAUUGAGAUAAGCUCUGGCCAGUUAUUUCAAAUUUAACACAUUUUCAAAUUUAACAAAGAAGAUGAGUCGCAUCGAUACAUUGUAUAUUGCUAGUUCGAGGGGGUGGUAAGCUGAGGCUCGGACAUUGCCUGCAAAACGGAUGGCAGACCUGUAUUUGGACUGAGACAGCAACAAAUAAAGAAGGUACCUGUAAAAAGAUUUGAAAAUGUCGCAUGAUGCCGGUUUGACAACAAAAGAGGAAAUUCUCCUUGCAGUUUCGAUAUCUUUCGCGGCGUUGUUCAUUGCGACGGUCAUAACACUCCUGAUCGCGCGGUACUGGGCGCCAAUCAAAGAAUGGUGUAUGAAACAUUUGCCGUGCUUUCAAGGAAUGCAAGAGAAGAAGGAUGCGAAUGAAAAUGUACCGAUGACAAACAGCAAAGUGCCACUGGUGGUGCUUGGGCAGGAUGAAAACCCGUUCGUAAUACCCGGUUCAAUCGUAAGCGAACGGGUCCAGCCUGACAUGAAGAGUACUCGAAGCGGAUCAGUUGUCAAAACGGCUAGCGAACCAUCUAAAAAACCGCCCAAAACAAAGAAGAAGAUAAGUAGAGCGCUUGAUACAAGACACUCUAUAUUUGCUGUGUCCGAGAGUGACCAACAGCGGAAAAUGAAAAAGCAACAAAAAAUGAUGAAAAGCAAGUCAGUAUACCUUAGUGACCUGAAUCCCCAAUUACUGCGUCGAAAUGCACUUUCGAAAUCAGAGACAACACUUAACGACAAGAGCAUCCUAGAGCAAAUCUCGCCAGAAUUAUACAUGACAUCAUCCAGAAGUGAGGAAUCAAUAAGUGACGUCGACAAGGAAGAUUCCCUCUACAGCAGCUUCUUGCCAGUGAGAGGAUUCUUGUCAUCGCCGGGCAGCUCCCCUGUGACGUCAGACGACGAGAAUGGGGGUGGAGGAUCGAAAAGUUCACUUUUGGAAUUGCGACCUGAGCUGUAUGACACUUCAAGGAAGAGGUCAGUUGGCUUUGGAACUCUCGGCAAGAUAAAGAUGUCUUUGCAAUACUUGAAUCAUGACAAAACAAAACUGGAACUUUUUUUUCAAUACAUGGACCAGUUGCAACUAAGGCCAGGAGUUAUUGGCAUACAAGUUGGCAUUACGCUGCUGCCUGAAAGAGAGAAUAUGUAUCAUUCAAAAAUGCACCAAGCGACGGAUCAUCCAAUCUUCGAGCAGUCAUUUGUUUUUAAACGCACUCUACCAAAUGACUCAUUCAACACAAAGACGAUUCGUUUCCACGUUUACAUUUUGCAAGGGCAAGAAAAAAGGCGCUACGGGGAAAGUAAUAUGCCUUUAGCACGAAGCGAAAUAUUUGGUCAAAUCAAAACGGACAACGUACUCAAUAUCAACCCACCAUCACAGACAACGGAGGUCGGCGAUGUCCUUAUCGAGAUAUUCUACACGAAAACCGAUGAGUUCCACGCUUUAAUCCGUACCGUCAGACUCGCCUCAACGACAUCCGUUGACCAGUUAAGUGCAUUGCAAGUGAAGGCAUACUUAAAGAAGAAGCGACGGAAAGUCGGAGAAUCACAAACGAAGAUGAUUUCUUUGACGAAUGAGAGGGAAGAAUACAUACAAUUAAAUCUGGAUUUAAAGCACAAAAUUCCAUGGGCAACGUUCAUGGAGCAUUCCUUGCACGUGACGGUCUCGGGCAAGCACCGGAUUCUAGGCAGGGUAAUGAAAAUAGGAAAAGUUAUCCUUGGUGAAAACGCAGUCACAAUGGCGGAUAAUAUACAUUGGAAAAGCAUUAUGAAUUCGCCUGGUGCACCGUAUAAUUUAUGGCAUAUUUUGCACGGGUAUUAGUAAUUGACAGACUGUAGUCGUUUUAUACACAGAGAAACAAUAGGUAUUUGAGAUGUGUAAGAGGUUUCAAAUAAACAAACACAGCCCCACAACAAUUGACACUUUCAUAAAAACAUCAAAACAGCUUGAAACCCUGAGCCAUAAGUAUCCACUCAAGCAAGUAUCCACUAAAUCCGUAAAUUAUGAGAAUACUUCAAAUUCGAAGAUUUAGGAAAAUCAAGGAAAUAGGAAAUUAGACCGUUUUUAGGUAUGUAAGCCAUUCAAAUUCUUGGAGAAAAUUGUUGAUUUAAAGUGAACCCAUUUAUCAACCCCUCUUUUGGACAAUCAUGCUAUGUUGAAAUUGAUUCCGAAAAAACUAGCAAUAACGAAAAUGCCUUUUUCAGACAUUCAGACAAACUACCCUCUGCAGUUUGGUGGGUGCAAUGCACAAGCGCAUUAAAGGAUUCUUAGAAAAUGUUUAAGUCAUAUUGAUUGUCGUAGGUCAUAAAAAAGGCAGAUACCUCUUGUUUGUCUUUAAGUUUAGAUUCUUAUGGGUAUAGAAGAUAUAUUUUGGUUUUUCUUUCCGUGUAAACUUUUAUCAAUGCUUCUCUUUCUAUUUUUAACCUAAAAGAUCUAAAAAAACUGCAGAAAUGAAAGUUGGAAAGAUUACUUCAUAUUUUUUUACAGUUUAUCUUAAAAGUGUUUGUAUUUGCGUCAUUGGGACAGAAAUCAAACACGCUGACUAAGCACAACUAUUAAUUGUGCACGUGGAAAGAAAAAGAAAUGAAAUUCCUACUAAUGAGGAUACAGAAAAUAUCUUUUGCACGAGUUUAUUGCUGGAUAUCUACUAAUAGUUUGGCAAAAGUGCAACCUAUUUGUCUUUUGCGGUUAUUUGCAUUCGCGUAAAUUUGCGAUGCGUUAACAGGAACCCACGCUAUUAUCGUGUAAGUCAAGCGGGGUUGCUUAUAGAGCGAAAGUUUGAUACAACGAGUAGAUAACUCAAUCGUCCUACGAAAAUCGUCGUGCAAAUUAAAAAUGACGGUAGCUGGAAUUAUUCAGUUUCGGCCUUUCAAGAUCAGUUAAGCCAGAUGCAAAUGUUAUUUUGUACCAAUGCCCUUUUAAAACCGGGUAAGUUUCACUCUCGAUUCCCUGUUUAAGAUGGGUUCUCCAGAAACCUUCACUGCUCCCUGAAACUGGCAUCUUGGAGAAGGUGAAGUGAAGAGAUUGGCAAGAAGCGGAAAUAAAUUAUCCACAGUGGGACAUCUAAACGGAAAGCAGUGUUACAUUUGUCCCUCUUUAUGUCCCUUUUAAAUUUCUGCUUUUUGGGAUUUCAUUAAGUUUAAAAAAUAAGUCGCACAGCAUCACUUGAACAUAAAGAUGACUGAUACAGCCUUAGCUUGUUAUUCAAUCGAAAUGUGUAAAAAUAUUGAAAGGAAAAUCACACGCAUUUUAUCUAAUGUGAGUUUAUGGAAGGGGGAAGAUUACACGCAGUCAAAAUGGUAUAUUUUGCUUGGUUUAGUAAACACAACUUAGAGAGCAGGCUAUGACGUGUUGCCCAGCGCGUUUAAAUAUACAUUGAUGCAUAAGAAACCACUCGAGCAUUCGAAACGCUAAACAAAACUGGUUGUUGAAUGGUUAUGUCACUUAUCGUGUAAUGUUUGAUGUUAUGUUUUACAAACAGGCAGUCCGUUGCGUUACUAACAAAUCGUAAUCUUAAAAGCGGAUUCUUUACAAGAAAAGGCAUUAGUUGAUCACUUGCGACGAUUUUUAUCGAACGGUGUAAAAUAUAUAACAUAUAGAUUAUUUAAAGGAUUCAGUAGGAACUCGAAUAAAUUUCUAUUGUUUCUUUAUGACAAAGUUAUUAAGGGGAACGAUGAUACAAAAAAUGCAAACAAAACCAAAAUCUCGAUGAAAAUAUCUUUAGCUAAAAUUCUCGAAAAAUUUUUCAUGACAAAAGAAAAAAUGAUUUCAAAAAUCAUACGAAAUUUCACUCCCUUGAGGUGAAAGAUACCAGGUUUUGAACGUGCGAAAAGCUUACGUUUUAUCAUAUUCAGUCAAUUAAGUUUGUUUCAGAUAAGAUGUUGUUUCCUAUAUUUACCUACUAACAAUAAACUUGUUGUUAAUGAUCUUGAGCAAUGAACUUUUACGCUUUUCCUUUGGGGUAACCACCAAUUUAAUGUAUGGACGGUGAGACGCAUUGCUCUGUCCCUUUUAAAACCAUGAUGGCGAUGGGGUAGCAACUUUCUUGGGAAUGCCGUGGGGGAAAGGAUCAAAAAUUGGCUGGAAAUAUCACACCACGAUUGCAGCAAGAAAUCUCGCAGGUAAACAUCUUUCAAACAUUGUUAAUAGUUUACUCACAAUACCAGUAAUUUGUAUAGAAAUCAUGACCUUUGCUCGACGCAGUCAACCCGAUGGAUGAUUGAUCAGUGAACAUGAAAGAAGGACCUGCUUGGAACUGCCAAACCUGUUUAUACGUUAUUCAAAUGGUACGCUGCUUUCAUUGGUCGAAGGAUUAAACAAAGUUCAUACGAGCUCAAGCAAGCUACUGCAGCACUACUUGAUUUCAAGGAAAUAUCAAUAUUAGACCGCUAGUCGGCGGAUAGAGACAAAAUGCGUAUUUUAACGUAUUUACUGAUUGCCUGCCUUAUUAUGGGCCUAAUCACGG
Messenger RNA from Rhopilema esculentum, 5544 nucleotides. Its product is annotated as synaptotagmin-15. Gene Ontology annotation, cellular component: plasma membrane; exocytic vesicle. Gene Ontology annotation, biological process: synaptic vesicle endocytosis; calcium ion-regulated exocytosis of neurotransmitter. Gene Ontology annotation, molecular function: phosphatidylserine binding; calcium-dependent phospholipid binding; calcium ion binding. The record is from RefSeq and is a predicted model, not a curated record. Lineage: Eukaryota; Metazoa; Cnidaria; Scyphozoa; Rhizostomeae; Rhizostomatidae.